Molecule: messenger RNA, 996 nt
Organism: Schizosaccharomyces osmophilus
Lineage: Eukaryota; Fungi; Ascomycota; Schizosaccharomycetes; Schizosaccharomycetales; Schizosaccharomycetaceae
Gene: dph7
Product: diphthamide biosynthesis complex WD repeat protein subunit Dph7
Exons: 3
Coding region: 1-996 (331 amino acids)
Molecular function (GO): protein binding
Source: RefSeq, a predicted model, not a curated record
AUGGCGGUUCAAGGUGUAAAAGGACUUGCUACAGACUACACGGAUUGGCCGGCAGACGUAUGCAAGUAUUCCGCUGUGUUUGAAGACAUUCUGGUUGUAGGCACGUAUAUGUUGGAUGAAACAACUAGAUUACGACAUGGAAAACUUGUUUUGUACGAUACUCAAGAGAAGCAACUAAAUCGAAUCUUUGUUAUGCACUGCGAUGCUAUUCUAGAUUUCAAAUGGUCUCCUCGUGAUCCCUCUAUUCUAGCAGUCGCCCAUUCUACUGGUCAUAUUUCGUUUUAUCGCCAUCAAUUCCGUGCGGAACUUAUGUUUUUACGAGGAAUUAGGUUAGCUGAUUCUAGUGUGCUUAUACUUGCUUUGGAUUUUUCAGAUGAUGGCAAAGACCUCUCCGUUUCACUCUCCAACGGUGCUGUUAUUACUAUUGACAUCAUAUCCGGAGUCAUAAAAAAUACGUGGAAGGAGCACCAAUAUGAAGCUUGGACUGUUCAUUAUUCUCGCGACGACAACAACCUACUGUAUUCUGGUGGAGAUGAUGCAGUAUUAAACUGCUACGAUCAAAGAAUUCCUUCUUCUUGUGUGUGGAAGGAUAUCAAAUCGCAUCAGUCAGGAGUUGUCUCUGUCCUUUCUCGUCCCACCUUUGGUUCGUAUAUAGCCACUGGCGAGUAUGGAGAUCUUAUGCACACGUUAGAUACAAGACGCAUUGGUCGACCUGUUGCUGAUGCCAAUCUUGGCGGUGGUGUCUGGCGACUAGAGCACAUGUAUUCCAACGACGAUUAUCAUCAAGUUUUAGGUGUCUUGAUGCACCGUGGUGCCCAAAUUCUUCGUAUCGCUAAUGACUUUUCCUCCAUCGAUGCCAGUAGCGGCGUUUUUCAUGAUCACCAGAGCAUGUGUUAUGGAGGUGAUUGGCGACGUAAGGAUAGCUUGAUUGCUACUUGCUCUUUUUAUGAUAAACGUGUUUGUCUUUGGGAAGAUGCAAAUCACCCCUUGGAUUGA